Cavenderia fasciculata is the source of this 2883-nucleotide messenger RNA. RefSeq lists its product as uncharacterized. The coding region runs from base 1 to 2883 and encodes 960 amino acids. The transcript has 9 exons. Lineage: Eukaryota; Evosea; Eumycetozoa; Acytosteliales; Cavenderiaceae. The record is from RefSeq and is a predicted model, not a curated record.
AUGAUUAUGUCUGUUAAUGUGUUAGGAUUGUCUAAAGAGAUAUCAAACUAUUUAGAAAAGUUAUCAUCUGGUCAGAGUAAUGAUGCUACUGCUGCUGCUGUAACAACACACCUACAAAAUAACUUUUAUCUUGUAACAAGUCAGAGCCCAUCAGCUGCUUGGUCAACCCAAAUACCAAUCACUAUUGGCAACAUUUUGUUUGGUGAAGCAUCACCUCUUAAAACAAAUUAUUUCUAUGAUUUGGUUGGUGCAAAUGAUAACAAAAUAUUAAAAAAUUGUUUAGAGUUGAUUCAAUAUUUUACAAGUACUUUUAAUCAAAAAGGUGAAGUUAUUAAAAGAUUACAUGUCCAAGUUGAUGUAGUUAAAAAGAAUAGUGUCUUGAUUGAAGCAGCCAUCUCUUUACUUGGUUUUGAUGAGAGUUCAUUUACUUAUCAAAAUAACAACUAUGAAGAUGUAUAUCAACCACUUUUAUUUCAAAUUGAAAAGACUCAUCCAAUCUUGAAGAACCCAAAAGAAAGAUAUCAGAAAUUAAUGAAAGAGUUGAUUAGUAAUAACAUUAAUACUAUUAUUACUCAAAGUUUAAAGGGAAUAUUGUUAUUGUCUAAAUUAAAUGCCGUUGAAUCUGGAAGAUCCUAUCAAAUCGAAAACCAACAUGUACUUGAAGAAUUUGAAGAUUUGAUGGGUUUAAACAAAGGUAGAAUGGCAAAAUUGUUGGAAACCUACAAAUCAAAGAGACAAUUUGAUUAUGAAAUUCCAAGAUUAUUAGCUGAAAUUUAUCAUUCAACAUUAAACUUUUUGGUUAAAAGUUUAAAUACUAUUCUAGAGAAAAAAUGUAUUGAUUACAAUCCAUUUGUGGUCAAAGAUCCAGAGUCUGUCUUGAAGAGUAGUGUCAUGGGAAAGAUGUUUAUCCACGAGGUGGUCAUGUCAUCACUCAUCACCAAGUUGGGUCUCACCAACAACGACAUUACCGAGGUGAAUGCAUCCAAUUUACUUCUCUUUCAAAAACUACUAGAGUGUGAACAAAACCCAGUAUCUCUUUCAUCGUUUUGUUCCACCAAUUCUACAAUGUCAACUACAUUGUUGACAGACAUGUUUUCACUCACCGUUAAACAUUCCUAUGGUGUUCAUAAUGUUGUUCAUUAUGACUUUUUUGACUCUUUAGUGUAUGAAAGUAAUUGUGACUAUAAGUCUAUUAUGCAUCAUUUGCAAGUACCUAUUCUCACUCAAUACUAUACCGACAAGUGGACUUGUCUUGGUAAUGAUUUCAAAAGUAUCAAGGAAUCGAUAGACACUGCCAACAAUGUGUGUGUCUUGGUGGUUCAAUUGGCUAAAAACUCUGACAUUCAAGUUGAAAAGGAGUAUCUCUAUAAUCAACUAUGCUCAAUAGGUGUAUCAGAAUGUUUGGAAAAGUUAUCACAAGGAGGAGGAACAACAAAUAAUAGAGGUAGAGAUGAUACUUUUACUCCACCAACAACAACAACAAUAAUUACAAAACCAUUACCACCAAUACCAACUCCAAAGGAAAUCAUUCAAAAAGAAGAGGUAUCUGAGGAUAUUAUCAAUGAAGAUUCACCGCCUGACUAUUAUACUGCGACCAAAGAUGAUAUUGUAGAAGAACAAGGUCACCAUUCCAUUGAAAUGACUCAAUUUGGUACUGUUAGAUCUUCCAAAGCAAUCAGUCCUCCUCAGGUAAAGGUAUUCAUCUAUGAACAAUUCCGUCACAAUAUCUAUACCAAGGAUAAUCAACUGCUUCAAGCUUUUACAAGUACUAUUUAUCGUCAUGAUCAUGAUCCUUAUAAUCCUCUUGAUAAUGGAAUAGUAUUUGGUUUUAACGAACAGAUAAGAUUAUUAUUUGAUAGUGAUCAAUAUGAAUAUGAUUAUGAUUUAUUAGAGAUAUUGUAUGGAUAUCAAAUUGCACUGUCGACUGAUCAAGCCUUGUUCCAAUUUGAUGACAAUCGAUACACUCGAAUCAAAGUAUUACUCCAAUCGAGAAUAUUCAAUGUUCUUGUCUCCUUUUUGCAGCAAUAUGCAAAGUUAAAGGAUGUCGAUGAAUAUGGAGCUGGAUACAACCAAGUCAUUGGAUCAAUGGCCAACAUUGUAUUCCUUUCCAUUGAAAACAUGUCCAUCUAUGCCAAUUCACGUGGCAAAAAGUUAAAGGAUGACCUAGUGUUGUUUAUCAACUCUUUGUAUCCACUGUUAUCGCAUCCAGUGUGCUCUGCAAAGUGUUUGGCUUCAUUUGCAUCGUCGAUCAUCCAUUUGACCAGUCCUGGUGUCAAGCAAAAGAUUGUCAAUGAACUCAUCAACAAGAAACUCGUCACUGUGUUGGUCGACAGUAUUGACCCUCUCAAUGAACAAAAGAGUCGUCAAAUCAUCCUCAUCCUCUUUAUCAUUUGUAGAUUGCCCAAUCGAUUCAAACAUGUUGCUCAACACUUGUACCAAAAAAAUAGAGGUCAUCUUGUCAUCCCAUUCCGUAGACUCUUGCAAUCCAAAAAAUUGGAUAACCUAUCCGAACUAUUAGAUGCCAACCAAGUAUGGGAUGUCACCAAAUUCAACAAUAAUCAUAGUGGUGGAAUGGAAGAUACCACUACAACCAACAGUUUGUCAGAUGACCAAUAUGGUGAUGAUGAUUACAUUGAUGAAGAUGAAGAUAUGGAUAGUGAAGAGGAAGAAUACGAGUACAACUAUAACAAUCAAGACGACGGCGAUGAUGGAUACAUUGUUGGUGAAAGUGAGGGAGGAUAUCUAGAGUUUGACGACGAUGAUGAUGAUGAUGACAGUGAAGAAGAAUAUGUACUCGAGUAUGAUGAUGAUGAAGAUGAAGAUGAAGAAGAAGAAGAAUUCGAUGAUACCCCAGAUCAAAGAUGUUUUUCAUUCUCUUCCUAA